UGAUCGGUCCGAUAACCGAGGCUUUUCACAACCACGAUGGCACGGCCUACGCACUUUCUGUCGAUACCCCUUGGACAAACACACCCAACGCUACGUGCCCGAGUUGCCGAUCUCCAUGCCGCCCUCAACCUUCCUACGCCAGACUCUACACUGCUUGCAGGUCCUCAACGCGUGCACCUCACCCUCGGCGUCAUGAACCUCACCCCCGAGUCUCUUCCAACUGCACUCGACCUCCUGAACCGCCUCCCGUCACUCCUCCCGCUCACAGACGUAGCCCCGACCGUUACCCUCGACAAGCUGGACGUCCUCAGAAGGGAAUCUCGACGCCGUGCUCACGUUUUAUGGGUUGGCCCGUCUCAACCUGAACCUUUAUUCAGCCAAAUCAACGAGAUCUUCCGUCAAGAGGGCUUCAUUACCGACACGCGUCCCCUCAAAUUGCACAUGACGCUCAUGAACAGCACCUACAGAAGACCACGAACAAAACACCCUCUACCAUUCGAAUAUGAUGGUAUCCUCAGGCAGGCAAGCGUGCUGGAGUGUUUUGGUGUGCAGGAGAGCGAGUACGCCGAGCUCCCGAUGGCAGUCACGAUGGGCUCGUACGCUGCGCCGAGAAUUCAUCUCUGUGAGAUGGGAAGCUGGGACACGGACGGCGCGUAUGUUAGCUGUGGAAGCGCGCCAUUAUCAACCAGUCCCCAGUUUUCCACCUAAAUGUCAGCCUAACAACAAGCGCCCUUCAAACCUGCUUCUAACCAUGCACUCUGGUGAUCUCGGGCAACAAACGGGGAUGGCGACGUCGAUAGCGGCCCUCGGCGCGCUUGCAGGUCCGCUAAUC
Desarmillaria tabescens is the source of this 832-nucleotide messenger RNA. RefSeq names its product kinase A anchor protein. Gene Ontology annotation, biological process: DNA alkylation repair; regulation of DNA-templated transcription. The coding region runs from base 37 to 708 and encodes 223 amino acids. The transcript is spliced from 2 exons. The record is from RefSeq and is a predicted model, not a curated record. Gene Ontology annotation, cellular component: nucleus. Lineage: Eukaryota; Fungi; Basidiomycota; Agaricomycetes; Agaricales; Physalacriaceae.